UGAGCAAAAAACAAAAAGCUGAAAACUCUUUCUCUUUUUUUUUUUUUUGUUCGUAACCGAGCCUUUCACAUUCACUCAAACACUUUAACUCUGUCUCUCUCGAAAUGCUUCCAACGAGAGCUCUCACUCACACUCUCGGCGUUCCCUGGACGGAGCCCGAAAACGACGCCGUUACAGGGGACGCCGCUCUCUUAGCGUCGUUCAAGUCAAUGCUGGACCGUGACUGGUACAUGGACCAACCUCACUGUGAUUUUCUCCAAAACGACGCUGCGUUUUUGGAGCACCCUUUGGGUUCGUCUUCUUCUUCUUCUUCUUCUCUGCCUCAGCAGCAACACUUCGUGGUGCCGCCAAAACCGUGCUACUUCAACGUGAACGGGAAUGGUCCUUUGGAAUGUGGCUUCGAGUUGGGGUCUCAGAGCAGUUUCCUCGCCCCGUUUCCCGUGAACGCGCUCGAGCUCAGUCUGGACCCCGAGUUCCCGGCGAGCAAACCCGGUGGUGGGUUGAUUCGCCGGGAAGAGAAGCAGCGGCCUCUCGACGCACUUGCUCCAUCCACUCUGUAUCAGAAGCGGACGGAGCGGUGGCGAGAGGCCGGGAAGGCGGAGGAAUUGGCGAUGCCGCCACCGCCGCCACCGCAGUUGGCGAUGGAGAAGAGGAGGAAGAGGGGUGAGCAGGGGGAGGAUGAGGGAGGGUUGAAUUAUGAGUCUGGUGAGGAUAUGAAGUUGGAGGAGAAUGGUGUUGAUGCAAAUAACAAUGAUAAUGAUAAUGAUGAUGAUGAUGAUGAUGAUGAUGGUGAUGGUGAUGGUGAUAAUGGGAAUGGUGGUGGUGGUGGUGGAGACCAGAAGGGGAAGAAGAAGAAGAAGAAGAAGAUGCCGGCGAAGAAUCUCAUGGCGGAGAGGAGGCGGAGGAAGAAGCUCAAUGAUAAGUUGUACAUGUUAAGGUCUGUUGUGCCUAAUAUUAGCAAGAUGGAUAGGGCCUCAAUACUAGGGGAUGCCAUUGACUACUUAAGGGAGUUACAAGUGCGAAUUACUGAUCUUAAUCAUGAACUAGAAUCAGGCCCGCCUGGCUCAUCCCUUCCACCUGCUGCAAGCUUUCACCCUGUGACACCCACUCUGCCUACCCUUCCCUGCCGGGUGAAGGAAGAAAUAUGUCCUAUCUCUCUGCCAAGUCCUAAAAACCAAUCAGCAAAGGUGGAGGUUACGGUAAGGGAAGGGGGAGCUGUCAAUAUCCAUAUGUUUUGUGCCCACAGACCAGGUCUUUUACUUUCUACCAUGAGGGCAAUGGAUAGCCUUGGAUUGGAUGUUCAGCAGGCCGUAAUCAGUUGUUUCAAUGGUUUUUCUUUAGAUGUGUUUAGAGCUGAGCAAUGCCGAGAAGGCCAGGAUGUCCUUCCAGAGCAAAUUAAAGAAGUAUUGUUGGACACAGCAGGUUUCCAUGGAAUGAUGUGAGAGUAGUUCUUGACAAAUGCUAUCCCAAUAGACGCACUAACUGUAGUUGCUGUAGCAUGCAGUUUGUAAAUGCCAUUGCUUAUUCUAGUCUGUAAAGCUGUGUCUAGGCUAAGAUCAAGAAGGGUUAGCCAAUAUCUGCAUUGGGAGGAAUUAGCUCCUUUAUUUUCCUGAAUUUCAGCAAACUUAUAUUGUUAAUUGUUAUGGAAUAAAUUGUUUUGUUCGCGAUUC
This is a messenger RNA of Glycine soja, 1670 nucleotides long. Its product is annotated as transcription factor ICE1-like. Gene Ontology annotation, cellular component: nucleus. Bases 105 to 1442 code for a protein of 445 amino acids. Lineage: Eukaryota; Viridiplantae; Streptophyta; Magnoliopsida; Fabales; Fabaceae. Gene Ontology annotation, biological process: regulation of DNA-templated transcription. Gene Ontology annotation, molecular function: protein dimerization activity; sequence-specific DNA binding; DNA-binding transcription factor activity. The record is from RefSeq and is a predicted model, not a curated record. The transcript has 4 exons.